Diospyros lotus (date-plum) is the source of this 2034-nucleotide messenger RNA. RefSeq lists its product as uncharacterized. The record is from RefSeq and is a predicted model, not a curated record. Bases 1 to 2034 code for a protein of 677 amino acids. Lineage: Eukaryota; Viridiplantae; Streptophyta; Magnoliopsida; Ericales; Ebenaceae. The transcript has a single exon.
AUGGAGGUACGCACCCGUUUUGGCCCUACCGGCUUUGUGGACUAUGAUGAAGUCCUGUCAAAGAUGCGGCAGACAGGAUCCUUGAGGGACUACCAGCGGGAAUUCGAAAGGGUGGCCACACAAGUCAAAGAUUGGCCAGAGAAGGCCUUGAUCGGGGCAUUCAUUGGGGGCCUAUUUCCGGAUAUUGCUGCAGAAGUCAAGCUCCACCGACCCACCACGAUGCGCCAAGCAAUUGAUAUUGCUCGGCUGAAGGAUGAUCAACUGCGCGCCACGCGCAAGGCAAUGGCAUACAAAGGGCCAGCCAUGGCCGGAUCCAGUUCUGGGGCGCCCAAACCCAAGCCACCACUUGCACCACAACCUGCAACCAGCAAGCGCAUACCACAGGGCGUCAAGCGCCUAUCAUGGGACGAGAUGCAGAAGAGGCGUGAGCAAGGCCUCUGUUUCAACUGCAACGAAAAAUUCACCCCGGGCCACAAGUGCAAGGUGGCCCAAUCAUUUCUGAUCGAAGUUGAAGAGCCACCAGAGGAGGAGGAAUAUGCAGAGUCAGACCCACAAAUGCCUUAUGACAUGCCUGCAGCCAACAGCGGGGUGGAGGCCGAGGAUCUGCCAGAGGUGUCCCUUCAUGCGCUGGCAGGAUCCGCUGGGCCACAAACCAUGCGGGUGACAGCGAUGCUCAAGGGCAAAGUUGCCAGCCUGCUGAUUGACAACGGCUCAACCCACAACUUCAUCAGCACCAAAGUAGCCCACAAGUUACAGAUUCCGACUACCAUCAUUGAGCCAUUUGAGGUGCGAGUCGCUAGCGGGGAGCGCCUGGCAUGCACACAGCAAUGCAAGGCAGUAAGUCUUAAAAUCCAGCACAUCUAUAUUUCUGUUGAUUUAUAUGUCAUACCCUUGGCUGGAGUAGACAUAGUGCUGGGUGUACAGUGGUUGGCCCAACUGGGCAAAGUUAUCUUUGAUUACAAGCAGAUGGCCAUGGAGUUCACUCUAGGGGGCCGACAGGUUCGCCUAUCCAUGCAGCAGGGCACUCCUAGGGCAGUAGAGGUGAACGUGGUGCAGAAACUGAUUAGGGCUGGCAGUGAGUGUUAUGCCAUACAGAUAGCAUCACAACCACGCGCAUCCGACAGUUUCCAAUCCACCGAUGUACCGCAGCUACCCACAGAUGUUCAGGUGGUCUUGGCUAAAUUCCCCACAGUGGUGCAGGAGCCCACAAACCUGCCACCAAGCCGGCCUUUCGACCAUCGCAUCCCACUUUUGGAUGAGCAACCCAUCAACGUUGCUCCCUACUGUUAUGCCCACCAUCAGAAAGAAGAAAUUGAGAAGCAAGUCAAGGAGAUGCUUCAGAAAAAUCUGAUACGGCCUAGUACCAGUCCUUUCUCAUCACCAGUUUUGCUAGUCAAGAAGAAGGAUGGGACAUGGCGCUUCUGUACAGAUUAUCGAGCCCUCAACAAAGCCACAGUUAAGGACAGAUUUCCGAUUCCAGCCAUUGAUGACAUGCUAGAUGAGCUAGCAGGAUCCACCAUUUUCACCAAGUUAGACUUGCGGGCAGGCUAUCAUCAAAUCAGGAUGCACCCGGGAGACAUACACAAGACAGCAUUUCGCACACAUCAUGGGCACUACGAGUACAUGGUCAUACCCUUUGGCCUGUGCAACGCACCAUCCACAUUUCAGGCGGCCAUGAAUCACAUUUUCCAGCACAUGCUACGUAAGUUUGUGCUAGUAUUCUUCAAUGAUAUCCUGGUUUAUUCGAAGACUAGGGACCAGCAUUUGCAGCACUUGGAACAAGUCUUGAGCAUACUGGCCCGAGAAAGUUUCUGCAUCAAGCUGUCCAAGUGUGCUUUUGGGCAGACUGAGUUGGAGUACUUGGGGCACAGGAUCUGCCCUGAAGGCGUCAAGGUAGAGCCACACAAGAUUACAGCCAUCCAGUCUUGGCCGAAGCCGAAGAAUGUUUCCCAACUGCGAGGAUUUUUGGGACUUACAGGCUACUACAGGAAGUUUGUGCAGCACUAUGGGGCCAUUGCUAGGCCAUUGACGUAG